Messenger RNA from Cryptococcus amylolentus CBS 6039, 1098 nucleotides. RefSeq lists its product as hypothetical. NCBI's taxonomy places the organism in Eukaryota, Fungi, Basidiomycota, Tremellomycetes, Tremellales, Cryptococcaceae. Bases 336 to 869 code for a protein of 177 amino acids. The record is from RefSeq and is a predicted model, not a curated record. The transcript has 3 exons.
GGACGCCGACGACGCGUCUCUUCGUCUCGGCCUUUCUUUCUUCUCUCUCAUCUCAUCCCAUCCAUACACACUCUGGAUGAACAAUCGCACGCCCUUCCCCCUCUUCUUGCCCUCCUGGCGCUGAGAACUGUCUAUUUGGCCUAUGGCGCCGCUCUGUUCUACACUACCCAUACGUAGUCUACGACAUACGCUUUCCUGAAGAGCUAUCUCCUCCCCAGACUGUAUACCGUCCCGCCUCCACUUGAUCCGCCACCAACCUCCCCGCACCCGCCAUCGUCGGCUCUACCAAAUUCCCCUUCACCCACCGAACCAACGUGCUUGACGGAGACGCUGUCAUGGUACCCAACGGAUGGGAUAGCUGGGGCAAGAUCAGUGUUCUGAGAGAUGGUUUCGACCCCGCACUGGUGGCGAAGGGUUCGAAAGUCCGCUUGAGCAGGUAUAUUGCCCAGUCUGCGGGUCAAGAGCCUGAAGAGGAUGACGGAGAACCUCUUGAAGAGUUCUGGCAGGCGCUUCUUCCCUCCUUCGCGUCUCCUCCCCCGCAAUCUCCUGCCAACCUUACGACAGUCACCGAGCCCUCCCAGAUUUUUCUCUCCCGCCAACUCGACCUCAUGAAAGACCACAACCGAGACCGCCGCCAAUCUUUCCGCCACGCCGCGUCCGCCACCUCACCCUCCAACGUUCCCUCUGCUUCCAACCCCGGCACGGGUGGGUUCAACAAUACCGCCGUGGGGCCUAUGGGCGGUGCUACCGAGGAUUUAAGCUUGCCCGGUGUUGAGAAGGUCAUGCAGGAGAUGGAAGGUCUGAUUGGAGAGAGAGAUGAUGCGAAGGAAGGAGAAUUGAAGGACAUGUUUGCGAGGCUGGGGAGGUAGGGUAGGAAAGUUUCGCCGGGGACGCCGGCACCUGCUAUGUCUAACGAAGCGUUGCACAACUUUUUCCAGGGCUUGCUGGCGAACAGGGGCAAGACGGGGGUAGUGCUGCAGGGACUACUACGAAGGGAACCAGUGCUGAAGGGGCGGGGGAGGGCAAGUAGGCAGAUGUGCAGAGGUAUAGACAUGUAUAGACAUGUGGAGGGAUCCGUAUAACGACCAUGAAAACCAU